AUGGCGGACCCAAAGUCUCAGACUGAUGUUCCAGAUUCCAUUUUGUACAAUGAAAUUGCUAUCAGAAACAAUUUCCAAGUUCUGGAGUACUCAAGGACGUGCCAUGCAGCUCUCGCUGGAAUUGCUGCUGGGAUUCUUGGACUAACUGGCCUGUGGGGUUUUGGAUUUUACAUUUUCAUGGUUCUUCUCCAGGUAAAUCAAUAUUCAAAAAUUGUUUAACUUUUAGGCCGGAAUCUGGGAAUUGAAGUCCAACUUUGCAUGGAAUAAGUACUUCUUUAGUCGGUCUCUCAUAAUAAAUCAUUCUUUUGUAGGCGGUCUCUUCACUUAUGUACUUCUUUGGGUAUUUAUCUACGGAAUUGUUCAUGUUUAUUGA
Bursaphelenchus xylophilus (pine wood nematode) is the source of this 373-nucleotide messenger RNA. NCBI's taxonomy places the organism in Eukaryota, Metazoa, Nematoda, Chromadorea, Rhabditida, Aphelenchoididae. The record is from the annotation of a GenBank genome assembly.